Molecule: messenger RNA, 323 nt
Organism: Pyrgilauda ruficollis (rufous-necked snowfinch)
Lineage: Eukaryota; Metazoa; Chordata; Aves; Passeriformes; Passeridae
Gene: TGFA
Product: transforming growth factor alpha
Exons: 6
Biological process (GO): epidermal growth factor receptor signaling pathway; positive regulation of cell population proliferation; positive regulation of mitotic nuclear division
Source: RefSeq, a predicted model, not a curated record
CCCCGGUGGCGGCGGCCGUGCGGUCGCACUUCAACGAGUGCCCGGACUCGCACCGGCAGUUCUGCUUCCACGGCACCUGCCGCUUCCUGGUGCAGGAGGAGAAACCCGCCUGCGUGUGCCACUCGGGGUACGUGGGCACACGUGCCACUCGGGGUACGUGCCACUCGGGGUGCCACUCGGGCUGCUGUCGCCUGCGGAAGCGCUGGCCCUGUCCCUGUCCCUGUCCCUGUCCCGGUUGGUGCCGCGAGCCCGGAGCUGGCGCUGAGAAACCGGGGGGGCUGCUCAAGGGGGGAGCGUCCUGCUGCCACAGCGAGACAGGUGGG